Molecule: messenger RNA, 2195 nt
Organism: Rhineura floridana
Lineage: Eukaryota; Metazoa; Chordata; Lepidosauria; Squamata; Rhineuridae
Gene: GRWD1
Product: glutamate rich WD repeat containing 1
Exons: 7
Coding region: 110-1486 (458 amino acids)
Molecular function (GO): protein binding
Source: RefSeq, a predicted model, not a curated record
UAUCUGUGUUGACUACAAAGUGUAAGGAAGAACAUAAACGCAACCGGAAGUUAGGGAUCCUGAAUCCAUAGUGGGGCGUGGCUAGGUGGAGCAGGCGCCCGCCCUCAAGAUGGAGGACGCCAGCGCAUGGGAUGAGGGUAGUAGCGGUUCUAGUACUAGCAAUGAUGAGGAUGAGGAUAUGGAUAUGGAGGAGAAGGGGCAAGAAGAAGAGAAGGAGCAAGGGAAGGGUCGAGGAGGAGGAGCUUAUGUGCCAGGGCAGGGUCCCCCUCCUGCACCUGGAGAAGAGCUGGUGAUGGACGAGGGUGCCUAUCGGCUCUAUCACCGUGCACGCACAGGUGCUCCUUGCCUGAGCUUUGAUAUUUUGCGAGAUGCCCUUGGAGAGAAUCGAACUAGCUACCCGCUGAGCCUUCUCCUUUGUGCUGGAACUCAGGCUGAAAGUGCCCAGGCCAAUAGGUUAAUGGUGAUGAAGAUGCACAACCUUUUUGGGACCAAACAAGCUAGGAAGGAUGCUUUGGGGUCAGAAUCUAGUAGCGACAGUGAAGAUGAUGAAGAUGAAGAGAAGAAGCCCCAGCUGGAACUGGCCAUGGUCCCCCAUUAUGGGGGUAUUAACAGAGUGCGGGUGACAGACCUGGGUGAAUCACAGAUCGCAGCUGUUUGGUCUGAGAAGGGGCGGGUGGACAUAUAUGACCUACAACGCCCCCUAGUGGCUCUGUCUGACUCCCAAGCUAUGGCAGCCUUCCUGCGAGAAGAGCAGGCCAAGAUCAAACCCAUCUUCUCAUUCACUGGGCAUAUGACAGAAGGGUUUGCUAUGGAUUGGUCUCCUAAGAAACCAGGCACUCUUCUGACUGGUGAUUGCAACAAAAACAUCCACUUGUGGACACCCAAGGAGGAUGGCUCAUGGUUUGUAGACCAGCGGCCUUUUACAGCUCACACUGCAUCAGUGGAAGACCUGCAGUGGUCCCCAAACGAAGCUACGGUUUUUGCUUCCUGCUCAGCAGAUGCCUCCAUCCGCAUCUGGGAUACACGGGCACCACCAGGGAAAGCCUGCAUGCUGAGCACCAGCCAGGCACAUGAUGCAGAUGUCAAUGUCAUCAGCUGGAAUCGAAAUGAACCCUUCAUUGUCAGCGGUGGCGAUGAUGGGACCCUAAGGAUCUGGGACCUGAGACAAUUCCAGAAAGGCACAGCCAUUGCCACCUUCAAGCAGCACACGGCACCCAUCACUUCUGUUGAAUGGCACCCUACAGACAGUGGCGUAUUUGCAGCCUCUGGGGCCGAUGACCAGGUGACGCAGUGGGACUUGGCUGUGGAGCGAGAUGAGGAAGCUGAGGCCGAGGACCCGGCUCUGGCCUCCAUCCCACCCCAGCUGCUGUUUGUUCACCAGGGAGAAAAUGACAUUAAGGAACUGCAUUGGCAUCCACAGUGCCCUGGCACCCUCAUCACCACAGCCCUAUCCGGUUUCAACAUAUUUCGGACUAUCAGCGUCUGAGGGAGAGGCUUUCAAAAUGGCCGCCUGAUGUUUGCAGGCAUGCUGUUGAGGUCCUUGACUGCAAUAUUCAUUCAGUGCUUCAUUCAAAAUGGCUGCGAUCUCUCCUCUCUGUGGACUAAAGCCCUUUAAAAUGGUUUCUUUGUUGGUUUAACAUCUCAGAUCUGCUUUUGGUAUAGGUCUUCAUAGCUGCCCUCAAUUAGGCUUUGCAGUCUUUUGAUGAGGUUAUCACCUUUUCCUGUCUUCCUAUUAAUGAGUGAUAAUGAUUAGAAUAGCCUCCUGCUUUAUCUACUGUGUUCAUUGCCUAGGGUUCAGUGCCUUCUUCCCUGUGAAUAAAUCACAUGACUCAGGCCUCAAUUUAGAUGCGUUACUCUUCUGCUAAGGAGAGUUCAAAAUUAGACUGUUGCUUCUGGGUGAGGAACUGUCCUGUCUAUAUGAUUUGUAAAAGUUUGUGUCUGCUUUACUCAGGUGGGGGAAACUUUUGGCCCUCCACAUGUUGCUGAACUAUAACUCCCAUCAACCCUAGCCACUGGCCAUGCUUGAUGGGAGUUGUAGUUCAGCAACAUCUGGAUGGCCAAAGGUUCCUUAUACCUGGCUUAACUGCAUCAAAACUGUUGCCUAUCUCUGUUGCUGCAGGGGGAUCUAAUCAUUUUGGAGGAGGAAAUGUUUGUGAAGAGUAAUGUAUUUUAAAUAAAUAUAAAUUAUUUUGGAA